AUGGCCGCCAUUGACGAAAUCCAACAACACCAAAGGCGUGAUUGUCUGGAAAUUACAGGUAUACCUACAUUACCCAACGACGAGCCGAAAAAUAUUGUCAUGGAACUUGGAGCAACCUUAGGCGUUUUACUGAACGAAAAUGACAUAUCUACGGCGCAUAGACUUCCCCCCACGCGGAAAAUUCAAGACCGCAUUAUUGUCAAGUUCGUACGCCGCGACAUACGAGAAGAAAUUUAUAAGAAGAGGAAAGUUUUAAAUGGAAAACUGACAGAUUGCCUGCCCUCAGUAAAUGCAGAAAUUGGCAAGAGUAUCUCUCAACCCACAAAAAUAUUCAUCAAUGAAUCUUUGACGGCUUACAGAAAGCGUCUCUUUGGAAAAAUCCACGACUAUCGUAGACAGCAUAACUAUAAAUUUAUAUGGACUGCAAACGGGAAAAUUCUCCUUCGCCAAACAGAAUCGUCGCCAGUUAACAGCUUUACAACAGAAGAAGAGUUUCAGAGGAUUAUUUCUAAGGACUAA
Paramuricea clavata is the source of this 519-nucleotide messenger RNA. The record is from the annotation of a GenBank genome assembly. NCBI's taxonomy places the organism in Eukaryota, Metazoa, Cnidaria, Anthozoa, Malacalcyonacea, Plexauridae.